AUGCAGAUAGCAAUAGUAAAUCAAGAUGACACCAAUUUUCCCGAUACUCUUCAACUUGGACUGUAUCUCACCAUUGCGAGUGCAACAUUAACAUCGAAGUCGUUUCGCAAGGACUUUAUCAAACUACUUCGAAAUUUCUGGAAUAAGUUUGCGAUGGGUCGAACACAAAUUAUUCCAAUCAAUGAUCAAACUUAUUCGACAACCAACGUUGGUACGCUGACACGAGAUAAACAACAGAAAACUACGUCCAAUAAUUAA
Adineta ricciae is the source of this 258-nucleotide messenger RNA. The record is from the annotation of a GenBank genome assembly. NCBI's taxonomy places the organism in Eukaryota, Metazoa, Rotifera, Eurotatoria, Adinetida, Adinetidae.